GCCUCUACUGGUACCGGAAUAAAGUGUAUCUCCCACCUUCUCUUCGUGGCCGUGUCAUUACUAGUGUCCAUGAAGCUACUGUGCAUGGUGGUAUCUUGCCGGUGGUAGAAAUAGUCGGCCGGUACUACUGCUGGCCAUCACUCCGUGCUGAUGUCGAAACGGUUUUACGACAGUGCCCCAGCGAAACAUGCGAGAAGAAUAAGGCGAAGUUGUUUCCUCUGGUCACUGGCGACCCUCGUCGCCUAGCUUCUGGUCCAUGGGUUAUAUGUGCGUCCGAUGUGACUCAUAUAGAUUCACGGCCACUCCUAUCUCGUAUAU
Perkinsus marinus ATCC 50983 is the source of this 318-nucleotide messenger RNA. RefSeq lists its product as hypothetical. NCBI's taxonomy places the organism in Eukaryota, Perkinsozoa, Perkinsida, Perkinsidae. The annotation marks the transcript as partial. The record is from RefSeq and is a predicted model, not a curated record. The transcript has a single exon.